UCUUCGCCAUGCUGUGGCAAGUGGACAAGUUGAGCUGGUAAGAAAGCUGUUGGCAAAAGGAGCAAAAGAAAACAGAAAUCAUCAGCACUUAUCACUUCUUAUUUACGCCAGUAACAAUUGCAAAAUUGAAAUGGUGGAAUAUUUCAUCAAAAGACCAGAGUGUACAAAGGAAGAGAGAAUUGAUGCUCUAGAACUUCUUGGUGCCUCUAUUGCUAAUGAUCCUAAUGCUUAUGAUAUUAAGAAAGCAUUUAUUUACAUGAAGCGUGGAAUGGAGGAGAGAAUUGAGGACCCGUCACGUCCAUUGCUUAAAAAGAAAAUGGAACCCGUGGAAGCUUAUCAAAAUAGAAGAGAGAGUCAAAGUCUUGAGGAACUUUCUCUACUAAAAGGUGAUGAUCAUGGUAUCCACAUGGAGGGACUUUUGGUGAGAGAGAGAAUCCUUGCAACUGACAGUACACAGCUCCGAAACCAAAUCAAAUACCGCGGAUUUAUUUUAGCAGAGUCUGAGCAGUACGAGCUUUGUAUUGCACUGUGGAAACGAGCGAUGGAGGUAGGCAUAAACAACUUCAACAGCGUUGUUUCAGUAACCGGAGAUCUUAAAGCUUUCGUAAGCUUAUUCGGAGAAAUGUGGCAAAAUGGUAAACUUUUAAGACCAAAGUUUAUAGAAGAUGUGUUUGAAAAACUAGUCGAUGCGAGUGAGAAACUAGCAGAGACUGAAUUUAAACCUGGAAAAUCGCAAGAAAAGAUGUGUUAUUAUGCUCUCUAUCUUUUGGUCAUAUACGGUAAACUUAAAGUUCAAAAUGCCAACAUAAUGAGCUUUGUCCGUAGAUUUCUGCGUUUAGACCAUCGCACCUGUGAUGGAAAUACACUUCUGCACCUGGCUGUGUGGCAUAAAACUCCAGUUCAUAAGGACGAUGAUGUGUGCAAGCUUCCCUGCAUUGAAACCACGGAGCGAAUUUUAUGUGCAGGGUGUGAUGUGAAUGCAAUAAACGCCGCAGGAAACACUCCCCUCCAUCUAGCUGCGACUUUUAAACCAGGGCCUGAACAAGGCGAAACUUUGAAAGGAAUGCUGGAGCUUUUGCUAGAUUUCGGUGCGGAUACUGACCUUGUAAACAACAUUGGUAAAACAGCAAUGGUUUGCUGUGAGACUGAAGAGGCUCACGGGUUAUUGAGAAGAGGACCGGGUGCAAAGAAAGUGGACGCCACAGAUGAUGAAAUUAGCGGAAGUGAACCUGGCAAAGGAAGAAGAGGUGNACAAUCUCUCAGCGGCAGACAUUAUCAGCCGACAUACCAGCCGCCCGAAAGGGUUUAUUUACUGAAUAAAUGUUCCCUAUUUUCAAUUAGAGCAUAUUUAGUAACAUGA
Molecule: messenger RNA, 1360 nt
Organism: Stylophora pistillata
Lineage: Eukaryota; Metazoa; Cnidaria; Anthozoa; Scleractinia; Pocilloporidae
Product: protein fem-1 homolog B-like
Biological process (GO): protein phosphorylation
Molecular function (GO): protein binding; ATP binding; protein kinase activity
Source: RefSeq, a predicted model, not a curated record